CUGCCAUUCUGCGAGGACUGGGAAGAAGCAUUUUUUGCAUGGAAUUCAAUUUCGAAAGCUAGAAUCAAGAUCUAGAGAUUUUAAAUUUUUAUAUUCAGAUACCUCAGUUGUGGUUGGAGCAACGUUCCUGGACUAUACUUCAUUUGAAAAUGCCUUCUAAAGUUACUGUGAGAAAACAGGACUGCUGAACCUUGGCAGUGACCUAUUUUGCAUUUGUGGGCGGCUCUGAGAAAACCCGUCGGAAGGUGCGAGAAUCAUUUCUGAGAUAUUACUAAAAAUAGGCCCUGAACUUUAUUUUUAUCGAAAACGAAAUUAUAUGAAAUUCAGAAAGAUAAACCUUUCUACAUCAUAUGUUAAAAGGAAUUUGCUCAAAAAUUAUUUAAAAUAUUUUAAAAUAAUUUUUUUUGAAGACAUCGCCACCGUAUUACGCUGAAUUCUUAGACAAAGAGGGGGAAUAUGUACUCAAUCGGAUAGACACUUCUUUUCAAGGGAACCCCCACAUAUUAUAUACCAAAUGAAAGAGAAUUUUAUUGCCGUUUCAGGAAAACCCAGUGCACAUGAAUAUGAGAACAUCACCAAUAGUUCUGAGAGUUGCGCGUGUUGUAGUUUCACUUCUGAAAUGGUAUUUGUUAUGAGUGCCUUUUAACUUCUUAUGUACCAUUUCCUGCCGUUCAAACCAAAUGUGAACUGUACCUUAUUGACUUUAAGUUCUUUGUUCUGCUCUACGAAGUGGGUUUUUUUCCGAGCUUACAGUAAGUAGACUGAUUGUUUUCUGUUUCCAAGUGGUUGAGUGCUAUUGUUUACAUAAUUUUGGUGAUUCAAGAUGGCGGACCGAUCUGCUGAGGGGCGUAUUUCAUUGAUGCUGAGCGAUCUCGGUUGGAUUGGAAUGAGACAAAUCACAGACGAAAAUUAAUUGAAUGAACUGAUUAUUGACUAUUUCGAUGCAAGACCUAUUGAUUCUGGAGACAGUAGUUCGGAGGAGGAGACACAUGAUGAACCAAUUACGACUGUGGCCGUGACACACCCACACCCACACCCACACACCCCUGCUCAUGAUAUCGAACUUCAUGAAGAAGUCCUGGUUCCUGUUCAACCAGUUGGCGUAACAUCAUCAGAAGACGAGGAUGAUGCUUUAGGGUGACCUUCACGGAGAACGUGACAGCCUUUGUGGUGCCAGAAGGUAAGGGUGUGGAGCUGCCAGCUUUGAAGGGCCUGAAGGGCUGCUGCAAGCUCAAUGAUGGCCAGCCUUGCCACAGCCAGUUCGAAUCAGCUGCUGUUGACGACCUACGUUUGUCUUUUGCUGGUAUGACAAGGAAGGAGCAUGACAUCGUAGUGUUGUCUCAGAUUUGCUGUGGCAUGCAUGUGGGAAGCACUGUUAAACAUUCUAGAAAAAUCAAAGAACGACAAGCGACAAGGACUACUUAUUAUUUGUAUGGACAUGUGAUUUGUAGGGAAUUUUUUAGUUAUGUUCACAAUAUGGGCCAAGAUAAGUUGAAUGCCCUUAUUGCCCACUUUAAGGCUGCUGGAAUUGAGGCCAGGCAACAUAAAUCAUCAAAGAGGGCCCCAAAACAUGCUCUGUCCUUUGAAGAUACAAAAGCUGUGGUAGACUUCAUUGUCAACUUUGCUGAGUUCCAUGCUAUUGUGCUUCCAGGACGUCAGCCUGGUCACUGGAACACCAACGUCAAACUGCUUUUUACAAAUGUAACUAAGAAGAAGGUGUAUGAUGGUUACUGUGCCUCUGCCACUGUCAGUGACAGACGCAUUGUAAGCAGGCAGACCUUCAAUCGUUUAUGGAAGCAGUUGACACCGUUUGUCACAACCAUGCGUCCUGCAACUGAUCUUUGUUGGUUUUGUCAGAAGAAUUCAGGUCACCUCUUGCGUACAGCCAAUCUGCCUGAUGCUGAAAAAGGCCAAGCAGUUUUGGAAAAGCAAGAUCAUUUAGAAAAGGCUUCUAAAGAACGCUCCUAUUAUCAGCAGGUUUGUGAAGCCGCUAAAAAUAGUUUGCCAGCUGGUACCACUCUUGGUCAAGAAGAUAGGAGGAGCUUUUCUGUUGAUGGGAUGUCCCGUUAUAGCUUUGAUUUUGCACCGCAAGUGCACUACUCGAGCAACCCAUUGCAGCCGGGUCCAAUAUUUUUCAAAACUCCAAGGAAGCGUGGCUUGUUUGGAGUAGCCUGUGAGGCAAUACCUUGUCAGGUAAAUUUUCUUUUAGAAGAAUGUGUUUCAGCAGGUAAAGGGACCAACUGUGUUGUGUCUCUUCUUCAUUAUUUUUUUUUAAUUUAUGGCUUAGGAGAGAACCAUGUCCAUCUGCAUGCUGAUGAUCCUACUGCAGUGGACAAAAUAAAAAUAACUGCAUGAUGCAGUAUCUUAUGUGGAGAGUCCUCACAGGAAGACACAUGAGUAUUAAACUGUCAUUUCUUCUGACAGGACACACAAAGUUCAGUUGUGACUGGUGUUUUGGUCUUGUCAAACACAUGUUUCAAGUGACCAAAGUUGACUGCCUGGAAGGCAUUGCUAAUGUUGUCAAUGAGUCUGCCACAUGCAAUGUCGCACAUUUAUGUGAAACUGAGGCAGGGGAUGUUUUGGUGCCGGUAAAUGACUGGACCAAAUUUCUCGGAAAGUUUUUUAGAAAAAUGAUUGGAAUUAAAAAAUAUCACCAUUUUCAGUUCCAGCAUGACAGCACAUCAGUAAAAUGUAAACAAUUUGUUGAUUCUGAUCCAAUUGAUUUUGUUUUAUUGUCCAAAGCUCUUGAUUUUAAUUUAAUGCCUGAAAUCGUUGUUCCUGCUGGACUUGAUCCAUCAAGGCAGUGGUAUUUGUAUGAUGAAAUUAGACCUUUGUUAGUGAAGAGAUGAAAAACAGAGUGACCCCUCUUCCAAAAUGCCGAAAGCCUACCCAAGUGAGCAUGCAUGAACAUGAUAGUGAUGAGGAAGAGGGUCCAUCAGAGCCGAAAGCCAGGAAGGGGGGAAAGGGGUAUCGACUAAGAGCAAGGGGAAGAAAAAGUAGGGGUAUUUUUGUUUAAGUUUUAAAGAUUCACUGCGUACUCUAUUUAAAUUUCAACAUGAUUUUAUUUAUAUUCUUCUGACUAUAACUGGUCAUUGGACUUGCUGUGGUGAAUUGAUAACUUUCGUAAUUUUGUUGUAUGUUGGUUCUGAAGAUGUGUUUUGGCAGCCUUGAUCAGAAGUUUCAUGUUUAUGUCGGUUGUCAUUUCCUUUGUUUUAGUGUAGGUGUUUUUACACCCCCGUGGACACAAUUAAGUUCGUUUAGGAGGUGUGCUUCAACCUUGUCUGUGUGGGACAAAGUGGUUACUGGUUGUUUUUCUAUGUAAACAUGCUAUUCCAUACUGUUUUGGGUUUUUUCGAUGAAAGCAGGUCUGUAUAAUUAAUAUAUUUCGUGUGUAUGCAUGGAAAUGUAAAAAUGUCAACGGAUUUCUGUUGGAAAAAUAUUGUGGACAAGAAGUACAAAUAAAUUAUGUGCUUUAUGUUCUAAAAUCAUCUUAACUUUGUUUGUUUGUUUGCUCUGUUUUGUGUUUAGAUUGUCUUCCACUUAAAAUGGUUACAAUUUGACGCGUUUUUAUUUAAUUCAAUGAUUUACUGUUGUAACAUAAAAACAGUCAUAACUUCACAUAGAAGGGAGGUAUUUCCGUAAAAUAAAAAGCAAACUGUCCACAAAUGGUACCUCUAUGCUGUGGUAUCAGCAUUAUUGCUUCUAUGCCUUGUCAUCAUGGAAAAUGUGUUCCCAAAGUAAGCAAAACUUUAAAACCUGUUUUCUCAGAAUUUAACAUUCGAACCCCUGUUCACUUUAAAAUGCCAUAACUUUUGGCAGAAUGCUCCAAUUGCACUCAAAUAAAGUGCAAAAUGCUCGGGACAGGUGUGUCUUUUAUAAUAUGCAAAAAAGUCAAUUUUGAAAAUUUUCACCUUGUGAAGGGUUUUCUCAGAGCCGCACACCCCUAAAUCAAACACUAAAAUCCUUCAUGUGU
This is a messenger RNA of Aplysia californica (California sea hare), 3973 nucleotides long. RefSeq lists its product as uncharacterized. Bases 1306 to 2355 code for a protein of 349 amino acids. NCBI's taxonomy places the organism in Eukaryota, Metazoa, Mollusca, Gastropoda, Aplysiida, Aplysiidae. The record is from RefSeq and is a predicted model, not a curated record. The transcript has 2 exons.